UCUUCAUUCAGGUAGAGCGACAGCAGCAGGGCCGGUUGCGUCGGUGACACUUGUCGUUAGCUCUGACUAACCGUUAACGUUAGCUCGGCUCGGGCCCGUGUGGGUUGGGUUAGGUCGGUGCUUUACCUUCCUUCCUUGCUUGUACACUAGUUACCAUGGCGGCCGCGGAUCCCCGGUCCUCGAGUGACGGCGGGCCGGCCAGCAGAGGAGGAUUCCCUGCAGGGGAGAGCAGCAACGACCGCGACGGUCAGGGCGGCAGCAGCAACAGCAGCGGCGGCGGCGGCGGCAGCAGCAGUAGCGGGGACGGUGAACGGGAGCGGGACCGGGCCACCUUCGAGUGCAACAUUUGUUUGGACACUGCCAGGGACGCUGUCAUCAGUAUGUGCGGCCACUUGUUCUGCUGGCCCUGUCUUCAUCAAUGGUUGGAGACACGGCCCAGCAGGCAGCAGUGUCCUGUUUGUAAAGCAGGAAUCAGCAGAGAGAAAGUCAUCCCACUGUACGGCAGAGGGAGCUCCAGCCAAGAGGACCCCAGGUUGAAAACUCCACCGCGGCCUCAGGGACAGAGAACAGAGCCAGAGAGUAGAGGCGGGAUGUUCCAGGGUUUCGGGGACACUGGCUUUCACAUGUCUUUUGGCAUUGGUGCUUUCCCCUUCGGUUUCUUCACCACAGUCUUCAACACCAACGACCCCUUUCACAGAGCAGAUCAGUAUGCAGGUGAUCACCAAGGCAACGGAAACCUCAACAACGGCAAUAACAACUGGCAAGACUCCCUCUUCCUAUUUGUGGCCAUCUUCUUCUUCUUCUGGCUGCUGAGCGUGUGAUGGGAUGAAAUGGGAUGAAUGGAUAGACAGACGAGUGGAUCACCGGGAGGGAGCACAAAAAAGAAAAAAAAAAACAAAAGAAAAAAAAAAACAGCUCCCACACACUUAGCUCGAGCCACAGACACACACUCAUGUUAAAUUUCCUAGCAGGUAUUAAACAAGAAACACAGGAAUUUGGUUUUCUUCUCCUGGAAAAGGCAGAUUCACUUUAUGAUUCUCAGCCCCACCCACCUGCUUCUUUUAUUAUUUAUGCAAGAAACACUCACUGAAAGGUAGUGUUGCGUGAAUCCCAAAAUAAGUCAUGUUAGCCCUCCCUCUCUACACACACCUGUAGAUAUAUGCACACAAAAAAAUAAAGGCAGACACUUAACUUUAAGGGGUUCAAAGGCAGUAUUAUGUGACCAGAGUGAGCUGUGGAAAGACUUAAUUUUGUUUUGUUUCAAGUGCUGCAGAACAGAGGUGGGUGGAGGAUAAUUCCAGGCAGUGACUAUUUCUGUUUUGGUAGUUUAUUCUCUAAACAGAGAGGGGGAGGCAGGUUUGUGGGAAGUUUAAGUUAAAACAGGGUGGGGGUUAUGAGAUAGCAUGGUAGUUGCUAUAGCUGCUAUUUCUUACUCUAAGGCCAAAGAGCAGCAGAUCAGUCACAUACGAUGUCGGGGGUGAAAAAUGUAAUUGAAUUGUUCCUGUUUACAGAUUCCUCUUGAAAUGAACAAGUACUCCUAGAAGUUGCAACUCGCUCUUAAAAGCAGACUGAGGGAUAGAAACAGCACAGAUGGAUGCAUUUUUAUAUACAUUUGUCUUAACAAAAACUGCCAUUGCACUGUGAAGUAAUUUGUAGAUUGAGCUGUCCUAAAGUUUGGAGUGUGUGCUGGUGUUGAACCACUUGUUGUUCCCUGUACAAACACAGAUGGGUUUACAGGUCAGCGGCCAGUUUAGGAGACGUUUGUAUCAAAGUGAGCAACUUGAGAGAGUAAAAUCCAAUCUGACACAUCACGACCGCAAGAAGAGUCAGUGCAGCGUAACAAGUGGGGAGAGUCCAUUCAGUUAGUCAUGGAGGUGAAAAGGUCAGCACACAGCUGACAAGCAACAGUUCAAUGAACUGUGGUUAUAAAAUGUAAAACACACUUCUGUCACAGUUGUUUUGUUUUUUUUUUCCUGACUGCAUGUGUCUGAGUGAGUGUGUAUACAUUAUAUAUUUGUAUAUAUGAAUAUUGUAAAUGCUGUUUUUACAUGUUUCUGACUGGAUGACCAGCCAUAGAGAGCGAGAGAGGACGAGAUGUGCGAGUAGGCCCCAACAUGCUUUUGUAAAGUGAGAAACCAUCUGGUUCCUGGUUUCCAUAACUCCUGUGUUUUAUUUUUUAAAAAGGUUUGCAGCCCAAGUUAAUUACUACUCUCUCAUAAAGUUAAAUAAAUGUCACAAGAGCAAAAAAACUUUGUCCUUCCCUGUCAAUGUGACUUGAUAUUACGAAGAUGUGUAUGAUUCAGCUCAUUUCCUUGCUUGUAAGUGACUCAGUGCACAUCAAAGAGCUCCUGUCUUAAUAUGUGACAACUGUGAAGCAAAAAGUUUAAGGAAAAAAAAAAACGGUCCAGA
This is a messenger RNA of Toxotes jaculatrix (banded archerfish), 2409 nucleotides long. RefSeq names its product ring finger protein 5 (gene rnf5). Gene Ontology annotation, molecular function: metal ion binding; ubiquitin protein ligase activity; ubiquitin-like protein conjugating enzyme binding. Bases 156 to 821 code for a protein of 221 amino acids. Gene Ontology annotation, biological process: ubiquitin-dependent protein catabolic process. The record is from RefSeq and is a predicted model, not a curated record. Gene Ontology annotation, cellular component: endoplasmic reticulum. NCBI's taxonomy places the organism in Eukaryota, Metazoa, Chordata, Actinopteri, Toxotidae. The transcript has 6 exons.